Molecule: messenger RNA, 2059 nt
Organism: Zeugodacus cucurbitae (melon fly)
Lineage: Eukaryota; Metazoa; Arthropoda; Insecta; Diptera; Tephritidae
Product: V-type proton ATPase subunit G-like
Exons: 5
Coding region: 133-486 (117 amino acids)
Biological process (GO): proton transmembrane transport
Cellular component (GO): vacuolar proton-transporting V-type ATPase complex
Molecular function (GO): proton-transporting ATPase activity, rotational mechanism
Source: RefSeq, a predicted model, not a curated record
AUAAAGCCACGAAUUCAUUCGUUAUAACAAAUCAGCUGACAAUUAACACAAAUAUUUAUUUCCUUGUGGCAAAUUGCUCGCAGCAAAUUUUUUCAUAAAUCAUUGUAAUAAAGGAAUAAUUUUAACGAAAAAAUGACGAGCCAAUCCACCGGGAUACAGCAACUUCUAGCUGCUGAGAAGAAAGCAGCAGAAAAGGUUACUGAGGCAAGGAAACGCAAGGCAAAGCGUCUGAAGCAAGCGAAAGAUGAGGCGGUUGAGGAGAUUGAGAAGUAUCGUGGGGAGCGCGAACGUUUAUUGAAGGAAUAUGAAGCAAAGUAUAUGGGCUCACGGGAAGGCGUUGCAUUGAAGAUUGAUGUCGACACUCAAAAUAAAAUGGAAGAACUAAAAAAGGCAGUGGAGGAUCGGAAGGAUACAUUAAUCACUGAUCUUUUAGAACUGGUUUACAAUAUUAAACCAGACGUGCAUAGGAAUUAUUCUAAGAAAUAAAUUAACGGAAAAUCUCAAUCUUUGAAAGAUAAUGCAAUAUGAACCAUAAAAUGGUUAUCCAAAUGAUAUUUUAUGUUUGAUAGAAAUUUCAGUCGAAAGACAAACAUUGUGCAAAUGCGAAUUUAAUAGUACAUUUUAAAUGUAGUGUUAUUGUUCUAAAUUAAAUACUCGAAUGUUGUAAUUUUAAUAGUCAUCGUCGUAACAUAUUGUGAAAAUUAAAUAACUAAAGUUAGUUUAAUUUUAUUUAACAAAUUAUAAAUGUUAAACUAGUCAAUAUACACAACUACCAAAUUUUCCAAUAAAGGUCACAUAUUAAUGCACGUAAUAUAAAAUUUUGUCAUUGAAUUGAACAUAACAAGUCUCAAAAACUCCUCUAAAUUAAAAAUCUGCUGUUUUAAAUUUCAACGAUCCGGCAGCACGGUUUUUACUCGCUGUCAUUGACGAAAAUUUUUGCAGCGUUUUGAAGGGACCCUGAAAUACGUGAAAGUUCACAGAAAUUUUAUAAAAAUUAACUCAAAAGAAACUACAUCAACAUUAUAAAAUUGUUAAAUACGUAUUGCAAAUUAGCUUUGCAAUAAAAAUAUAAAUUUUCGCAGAUUAAAUAUGGGUUCCAAUGAACGAGAAUCACGUUCUUCAGAGUCACGUUCAGACGAUCCACUAAAUGACGGCAUGGUGCCAUCAAAGAAGUCUCGUUCAGAUUCGGUUAAAUUUCUCUGCCUUUGAUUUCAUAUUGAACCGGUGCAGGUGCCAUUCGCCUACAAACUGCAAAGCACAACCAUUACAUCGCGCUCCCGACUGCACUGUUAUCAACUUCUAAAAACCGAAACAUCAUUAAAACGUCGUUGCAUAAAUUAAUAUGUAUAUGAAUAUGGAUUUUUUUAUGCGCAUAUACAAUUUUAUCCGUUAUUCAACAUUAGACAAAAGUCCUUUUUCUUUGAGUAAAUUUUCAAAAAAAUUUGUUGCGUGUAAACUGUGUGAAAUUAACUAAUUCUUACUGCGAAUAAAAUUUUUGAUUUUCAUUAACUUUAUAUGAGGUACGAUUGCAAGGCAAGAAAUAUUUUUAGCAACAAAGUCAGCUGUUACAAAUUUACAGUUUAAAAUAUUAUUAGAAAAAUGCUUAAAUUAUAUGCUUUUAACGUCUAUUUUUUAAUACUUGUUUUAGGGUAAUUUAAAAAGCCUUUUAGAGGUAUUUACCGUGUCAUUACUCAGAUCCUAAUCCUUAUAGUUGUAAAUUUUAAAAUUUAAUUAUUUAAUUAAAAAAUUUCCUAGGAGAAGUGUAAUAAAUAUAAAAUUCAGCGGUUAUGGUUUUAUACAACAAGUCGCUUGCAGAUGCAUAUUCAAUUAUGUGCUCGUUUUUGCAUACAUCAAUAUGUUCAAUUUUUCCACUCCAAACUUUUGUUUCUCGAAGCUAAAAUCCGAAAAUUAGCUGAGAUUGGAAACCUUUAGCUCUGCGUAAACCCAGAAAAUGCAAUUCAACGUUCCAAUGAUUUGUUUUCAUUCUACAGAAUUUAGCAUAAAAUUUAUACAUUUAUAGUACAUGCGUAAAAAAAAAAAAAAAAAAACAAAACAAAAA